Messenger RNA from Durio zibethinus, 669 nucleotides. The record is from RefSeq and is a predicted model, not a curated record. NCBI's taxonomy places the organism in Eukaryota, Viridiplantae, Streptophyta, Magnoliopsida, Malvales, Malvaceae.
AGGAGGAAUAUGGCAUCAUCAUCUAAUUCCCCAUGUGCGGGGUGUAAGUUCUUGAGGCGGAAAUGCCAGCCAGAGUGCGUUUUUGCGCCCUAUUUCCCACCUGAUCAGCCCCAAAAGUUUGCCAACGUCCACAAGGUAUUCGGCGCAAGCAACAUCACAAAACUACUCAACGAGUUGCACCCAUCGCAGCGAGAGGACGCUGUCAAUUCACUAGCAUACGAGGCAGAUAUGCGUCUCCGUGACCCUGUCUACGGCUGCGUUGGAGUCAUAUCUCUCCUUCAGCACCAGCUCCGCCAACUGCAAAUGGAUCUGAGCUGUGCCAAGUCUGAACUGUCCAAGUAUCAGAGCUUGGGCAUCACCGGCCAUGCUGGGCUCAUAGCAGCGGCGGCAGCUGCGGCCACAACCACUGCCACCACACAUCAAAACUUGGGAACUAAUCUGUUCGGCAGCGAAGUUGGUGGAGGGCGGGACCAUCAUUACCACCACCAGUUUUUCCCACGGGAUCAUCAUCAGCAGCAGCAGCGGAUGAUAAGGAGCUUUGAUGGUGGGAGUAACUAUGAUGCAAGCCUUCCUGCCACGAACGUUUCUGCGGGGAUUGGCCAACUCAAUCAGUACCAACAACAGAGAGCCGCAGCUGGAGAUGACCGCCGUUCCAUUGAUCCAUCUUAG